Pedinophyceae sp. YPF-701 is the source of this 3108-nucleotide messenger RNA. The record is from the annotation of a GenBank genome assembly. NCBI's taxonomy places the organism in Eukaryota, Viridiplantae, Chlorophyta, Pedinophyceae.
AUGAAGCGGUCAAUCGAGGCCUCCUCGAGCUCCUCCUCCUCCUCCGGCAGCAGGCCGAGCAGGGGCACGCGGCCGCGCCGCAGCGCGGAGAUCACGGCGGCGUCGCGUCGCGGCUUCCGAGAGUUGCAAGGGAUGACAGACUCACAGGCAUCCUCAGACGAUGCUGGCGUGUCUCCGUUCGACGGCACGUCCUCGAGGCGGGCCGCGGAGGAGCCGUCCGAAGAUCCACCCCCCCGGCUGCCGCUGCCUGCUGGCAAGGCCCGCGGGGCGCACAAACGGGGCCGCGGCAACACCGACCGGGGCCCGGGCAUCAACUGGGGCGACCCGCGGCCGGAAUCCCCGCCGCGCAAGCGCAGGACGGUGGUCGCAGGCACAGCCCAGGAGGGCCUCGUCGAGCAGGACCCCGCCAGCUCGUGCGGCACCGCGUGCAGGCAUGGCUGCGCGGCGGCCGCCACGCCGCCGUUCGAGGUGGACGUCGCGCUGGGGGACCUCACCGAGGAGGAGUGCGCACGCCUCGCGCAACUGCUGGACGGCGAGGGCGACGCCUGCGGACUGCCCGACGAGGUUAAGAAGGACCAGGACGAGGCGCUGAAGGCCAUCGACGGCCUGUUCGCCGACUGCCAGGCCGCGACCGACGCGCUGCAGGCCGCAAUUGAGGGAGAGAGGACGCCCGCUGCGAUGACGGCCAUGGAGAUGUUCAGCGCGGCGAUCGGGCCGGCGACCGCGGAGGCGCGUGUAUGGGCUGACGGUCGAGCGGUUCAACCGGGCGACGAGGUCGAGGAGAUGCGCGUCGCUGCCUGUGCGUCCAAGUCCGCCACCACCUUCGCCUGGAGCACCGUGAGCGACCUGGGCCGUCCCGAUCCGCUGCUUCCCGAGCACCCGUCGGAGCACCUGUCGACCCUCGCGGACGAGCUACACUCCGUGACGCGCGUCCGCCGCCGCCUCGCCGCCAGCGCGGGCAGGGAGGGCGCAGAGGAGGAGCACGCCGAGGAGCAUGCCGAGUUCGAGGUGGUGUGCACGGACGGGCACACGAACCGGAGCCUGCACGUGCCCUUGCCCCGCGAGGUGCAGCGCGGCCCGAGGGCCUCGGUGGACCGCCUCAUCGUUGAGGCGCAUCUCGCGGCAAUGCGGAUGCACAAGCGGACGGACGGCGGUCGGACCUUCACUUUCUGCGACUAUCAUUUGAACGGACUUCUCGGGCGCGCCAGGGCCACGAUCGACGACCUGGGGGAGCUCGCGGAAUUUUUUGUGUUGAUGGAGCUGAUGAAGGCCGGCGGCAUGUCCGACUCGAUGAAGAACCCGUACGUUCAGCUGCUGGAGGACUGCGAGACGGACGAGAAGCGGGACAUGAUGGAGAACUGCAUCAGGGUGGCCCUGCUCGGGCACCUCAGGGCGGCCCACCAGCGCGACAAAUGGAAGCUGAAGAACCCCAACAGCAGGCUACGCAGGGCGAUGGGCCCGAACGCCACGCUCUCGGAACCUACGUGGGAAGAAGUCGACGAGCUGUACAAGCAGCUCAUGUCGCCCAAGGGCUGGCUGUGCCCGGUGACGGGCCACAACGUCCCGAUGGUGCUCAUGCGGUCGGGCGCCCUCGGCACGGUGGGCGACAUGGGCCCGGGGUACUGGCACAUGAUGUCGGUGGACGCGAUCGACCCUCGGCGGCCGCACGUCAGCGGGAACAUUCAACUCACGUGCGUGGCGGGCAACCUGCUCAAGGGGUCGCUCAGCAUGCAAGAGGGGGUGGACAGCGUCGCGGAGCACGCCCGAUGCUUCGUGGCGCGCCUGAGCGCGGCGGAGGGCCAGUCCGGGUUCAUCGACGACCAGCUCCGUCGGAAGCUGUGGCCCGAGGGGGGCAGCGUGCGCCGCACCCUCCUCAAGGAGACGGCCGGCACGUGCGACAGCAUGGACGCGCGCGUGGACCCGGACGUGCUGUGGGGCGACAUGUUCCGCGUCGUCAAGUUCCGCUGGGACGAGAUCUUCGCCCGCCUGAGCAAGUACGUGGCCGCCAGGCCCUGCAACUGCGGACACAACGUGCGCUGCGUCGUCGCCGUCGCGCACGGGUCGCGGAGGUGCCUGCCGGUGUCGACGACGCCAUGCGAGCCAGCCGACGUCCACGCGGUCGUGCUGCGCCAGGCCCGGUGCAUCGAGUGCCGCGACAAGCGGGAGAAGGUGACGGGCCUCAACAAGUGGCGCGGUGCGUUCAACCGGUGCCGUCUUUGUUACCAGCGGAUGCUCGUCUGGGAGAUGCGCGGCGUCGUCAUCGCCGGGUCGGCACCGAAGCACGGCAUGUCUCCCUGCCAGGAGGUGCCGCAAUGGCGCGGGUGCCGGCGGUCCGCGGCCUGCACCCUGCCCGCGCAUGUCAAGCACACCAAGUGCCGCUUGCACUGGGAGGACCUGGCCCCGCCGCAGGAAUUCCAGCUGAAGCGGCAGGAGGUCUGCUGCGCCAACCCGACGUGCCGGCUGCAUUGCUACGACGAGGCCUACCCGGACGGGCGCCGUGUCGGCACCAACGGGUACUGGCAGGGCGGCUACCCGCCACGCACGGUCAUCAUCGACGGCCGCGAGAUCGAGAUGAAGGUGGUGAGGUGCACGCCCUGCGGCGAAUGGUACGACAAACACCGGGACGCCAAGGCCGAGGUCGCGGGGCUGCUGGCAAAUGGCAGGCAGAAUAAGGCUGCGGAGAUCCUGGCGCAGCUGGGCCCGCACGACGAGCGGCCCGGCUUCAACAACGGGUGCAUCAAGAAGGCCACCUGCCAGCUUUGGGCGCCGGAGGGCUACCACUACGCCAGCAGGUGCUGGACGCAGGGGUGCGAAGACCCGCGGUGCGACGCGGACAUGGCCGCACUGCGCGCCGAGGUGCUCGGCGACUUGUGCUGCGCGGACUGCCGCACCCCGGCCGUGCAGUGCUUCGACGACGAGCACGGGGGUUGGCGGAGGUGGACCAACCGGUGCGCAAGAUGCUGCGACAUCCGUCGAAACGCCGGCGGACGGGGCGGACGGGGCGGACGUGGCGGACGUGGCGGCGGACGCGGCGGACGCGGCGGACGCGGCGGACGCGGCGGACGUGGACGUGGCGGCGGACGCAGCGGUUGGGGACGUGUCAGGUAG